UCUCUCUUCUUGGAUCAUCUGAUCUCAACCAUCAGCAAAGAUGAAUCCUACAAUCUCUUCCUCCUUCAUCUGCGUCUCUUUUUUCCUUCUAAUCUCCUCUGCAACUGCCUUCAACAUAACCAAGAUCCUUGAACAGCACUCCGAUUUCAGCAACUUCAACAACCUCUUAACACAAACCCAACUCGCUUCCCAAAUCAACAGCCGACAGACCAUCACUGUCCUUGCCCUUGAUAACGGUGCAAUCGGAUCAAUCUCCGGCAAAUCAAACGAUGUGGUGAAGGAUAUCUUGGCUCUUCAUGUAGUUCUUGACUACUAUGAUCAACAGAAGCUCCAAAAGAUCUCAAAAAAGACAGCCCUUCUCACCACCUUAUUCCAAACUAGUGGUCUAGCCAAUUCCCAGCUUGGGUUCUUGAAUGUUACUGUCACCAGCAACGGCAUCGCCUUCGGUUCCGCCGUUGAAGACUCCCCCAUUGAUUCUAAUCUUGUGAAAUCGGUUGCAUCUCAACCCUAUAACAUAUCUGUGUUGCAGAUCAGUUCUCCUAUAAUUCCUCAAGGUAUUGAUAGUAUUAAGGCCAACUCAAGCUCUAACCAUACUAAUUCACCUCCACCAAAGAAGUCUCCAGGCCCAUCAAAGGCCCCAUCACCCAAGUCAGCAAAGGCUCCUGCACCAUCUAAUGACUCUGCUGCCGCCCCAUCCGACAGUCCAGCAGCCGGUGAUGCACCCAAGAGCUCUCCUCCAGCACCGGCUGAGGCUGAUGCACCCAGUGCCGGUACUGCCGAUGCACCUGGUGGCGGUACUGCCGAUGCACCUGCCCCAUCAAAAAAGAAGUCUUCAGGUGAACGAUUGAGUGUUGGUAUGUUUAUGUCUAUGGUCACUUUGGGUGUGGCCUCCUUGUUUGCUUUCUAAGUUUUGUGGAUUUGAAGAAUCAAAACAAGAAGAAAAAGAAUGAUCUAAGUAAUUCAAAGGAGGAGAGAUGAGAGAUGAGAGAUGAGAGAGGAGAGAGGAGAGAGAGCUAGAGAGAGAGAGAAGAUGGAGAUGGAGAAAUUUGAAUAAGAAGCUGUUACAGAUAACUAGAAACGCAAAUAUUAUUUGAAGCUCGUUUGUGAUCCUUUGUGUACAUUCGUGUUUAUUCUCACU
Messenger RNA from Macadamia integrifolia, 1138 nucleotides. Its product is annotated as fasciclin-like arabinogalactan protein 14. Gene Ontology annotation, cellular component: plasma membrane. The record is from RefSeq and is a predicted model, not a curated record. The coding region runs from base 41 to 907 and encodes 288 amino acids. The transcript has a single exon. Lineage: Eukaryota; Viridiplantae; Streptophyta; Magnoliopsida; Proteales; Proteaceae.